AUGCCUCGGUCUUGCCUAAACAAAGCCCUAGCAAAGCUGCAACCAAGAAUUUGGAGACUCCGUCGAAGAAGAGAGGUCGUCCGUCAAAGGGCCCCUCGGUUGUGGAGAGCUCGAAACCUUCUUCCGCCCAGAAAUGAGGUCGUCUUGCAAAAAGGUGCAUCAAUUGCGGCAGCAAGCAAAACCUCGUCACCUACAAAGAGAGGAAAGCCUAGUAAAGCAGCUACAGCCAGCUCUAUCAAAGCGCCGACAAAGGCCAAGGCAAAAGGCCGUCCAUCAAAGUCAAAGGCUGUUGUUGUCGCUUCAACCGCAGAAAGCGGCAGUCGCAGUGCCAAAUCAUCUCCUCAAAAGACAUCUUCAUCAACCAAGAAGGCCGCAAUACCCAAGAAAGCAGCAGGAGCCUUUCCCUCGAGAAUUGGAGACAUUAUCGAACUCAGCAGCCCAGAAAUCGAAGAGCUGCGACCAGAUCUAGCCAAGGAUAUGCGACUCGGCUUCUUGGAGAUCCCGCAUCCAAGACGAUUUGGGGAAAAUUUGAUGUUGGUAUCUACGAGGGCUAUCUCCGCCGUAAAGAAUUACAGAUGA
Talaromyces stipitatus ATCC 10500 is the source of this 579-nucleotide messenger RNA. RefSeq lists its product as uncharacterized. The transcript is spliced from 2 exons. Bases 1 to 579 code for a protein of 192 amino acids. Lineage: Eukaryota; Fungi; Ascomycota; Eurotiomycetes; Eurotiales; Trichocomaceae. The record is from RefSeq and is a predicted model, not a curated record.